UAGUCUUUCCACUUGCACUUUGUAAAUGCUUCUCUUCCGGUUUAGUGUUCCGUGGUGUCUCUAUUUGUUCGUAUUCUUUUAAUAACAACCUUUUACAGGUGUCGCAGUAUUUAAGUGGUAGGUCGAUUAUGAUCUUACAACAAUAUAAAAGACACGAGUGGAUUGUGCAAGUGUUUUGACUGGUCGAAGCAGCUGGUUCAGGCGGACGGAAUUGAGAAAAAUAUCGGUCCCUGGCCUGGUACCAAGAACCAGGAGAGGCAUAGGGUUCCGGGUCUGUUAUACGGCCGCAAUGUCUCAGAGUGUGCUGACAGGAAUGGAGAAUUCAGCUGCAAGUGUGCUAAAGAGGGCUGUAGAGUUAGACAAUGAGUCCCGUUUACAGAGUUCAUUGGUUUGUUAUCAGGAAGGAAUCGAUCUUCUUUUGCAGGUUUUGAAAGCAACAAAAGAUGACACAAAAAAAGUCUACUAUCGACAGAAGAUUAGUACCUACAUGGAUCGAGCAGAAGUAAUUAAAACCCAGCUGAAUAAGCUCAAAGAAGAAGGCAAAUAUCACGAGCAGAUCAAAAUUGCAGAAGACACUACUGGGUUUAGUUAUGAAAAACUAUUCAAACCAUAUUUGGACCAGUUUGUUACUGAAGUAUGGGUGGAAGAUCCUUACAUCAGGCAUGUUCAUCAGCUAUACAACUUCUUGAGAUUUUGUGAGUUGCUUCUAAAAGGACCUUGCAAAGUUAAAACUAUCCAUCUACUGACUUCUCUUGACAAUAAUGGUGGUAACUCGCAGCAGAUCAGUGGCCUUGAAGAGAUAAAGCAGUCAUUACAAAGUUAUGGGGUAACAUUGGAAGUGAACCACUCCUCUUCGAUUCAUGACCGAGAAAUCAGAUUCAACAAUGGAUGGAUGAUCAAGAUUGGAAGAGGACUAGAUUACUUUAAAAAAACACAGGGCCGAUUUUCCAUUGGUUACUGCGAUUUUGACUUGAGACAAUGCCACGAAACUACAGUGGACAUUUUCCAUAUCAAGUAUACAAAGAAUUCAUAAUUCACAGGUCCUGCUGUACUGGAUAUGUUAUUACCUUGUUUUGCAAUUUAUGAAGACUUACCCUUCACUAUUGCAAAAAACAAUGAAGAUCCAUGAAGCUAACAUUACUUGAAUACCUAGCACCAAACAAGCAUUUUCUAAACAGAAAGAACUUAAAAUAUUCACACAGUUUAACUUGGAAAACUGAAUGUACCAAUAAUUUAUCAAGACUUCCUGACUGUUUAUACAUUAUGUAUAUUUAGUGCAACUUUGAUAAAAGUUGACAGUUCACUCACUUAUCAUGUAGCUCCAUGCUGAUUGCUGUGCAAAGCUGCUGUAAACUGAAUAAUUUAUAUUCACCAUAAUGCAGCCUAUAUUUUAGAUCAAUACAGGCAAUGUUACUGAGGGAAGAGGGUGGAUUUCAAUACACCUGGAAGUGAGACACAUCUUUCAAGUGGCAUAUUCUUCUUCUAAUAGAACAAGUUCAAUUUCAUAUCUACAUUCUAGAGUCAACAAAACUCAAAUCAUACUAUACAAAAAUAUCAGGAGCAAAACAUUGCAGUGACUCAAGUUGUAUCUAGUACAAAUAAUGAUGGUUCUCGUUGCUGGAGAUCAAGUCAUCACUGCAGAAGUUCCUUGGGGACAGUGCCCUAACUCAACUAUCUCCAGCACUCUCAUCAAUUACCUUCUUCGUCAGAGAUCAGAAAUGGGUGUUCAUUAACAAUUGAGAUUGAAAGUUAUCCACUCCCUCCUCAAUUUUUGUGCUCACAUGCAGAAAGACAGGAACAACAUUUGAACUUGGGUUGUUAAGAUGGUAUUCAUGCCAUCUCCAACAAGAGAAAAAUCUGAUAAUUUCCUCUUGACAUUAAAUGGUAAUACCGCUACUCAUUUCUCCAUUGUCCAAAUUUUGGAGGUCACCAUUGAUCAGAAACUAAACUGGACCAGUCACAAAUAUUGUGCAACAAAUAACUCACCCCCGACUCUCCAUUGCCUUUCCACUAUGUAAAGGUAUAAAAAAGAAGUGAUGAAAGUCACUCCACCUGCCUGGAUGACUCCUGCUCCACCAACGUUCAAGAAACUUGACAUCAUCCAGGACAAAACAGUUCACAGCAUUCACUGCUAAACUUGAAAUCUGGACCAGAGGUAGUGCAGCAAACUGCCAAAGCUUCCUCAACAGCAUCUUCUAGAAUUCUGAAUCCACACACAAGAAUGACAAGGAAGCAGGUGCUGGGAACACUGCCACCUGCAAAUUCCCUCUCAAGCAACAUAUCAUCCCUACUCGGAAAUACUUCACAUUCCAUUCAUCACUAUAAAUUUCGUAUUUAACGACAAUGUAGAAGUAUCUACACACCAUGGACUACAGAACUUCAAACAGGCCUACCACCGCACUCUUAAGGGCAAUUAAUGCUGGUCUAGUUAACAAUGUACACAUUACAUAAAUGAAAAUCUAAUGUAUGUUCACGUAUUUGGUUCACCAUCUUGCAUGGAUAUUGUAAUUUAGCAAAGUAAAGAUAUUGACCAUAUAAAAUUCAGUUGUAAGAAAAACAAUGUAGCGUCUUCAAGACAUUCUAAAUUGAUCUCUUUUCUGCCCUCCAUUCAAAAUAACCAACUUUAAAAUUUCAGUCAAUCCACAUGAUUCUUGCUCGGAUUUUGCAGCAGUAAUUAAUGUUGAGAUUGUCAUUGUUCGCACUCAUGACUGAAACAAACAGCAAUGUCUUGAAUCCAGAGGGUGUGCUAUUCAAGUACUUUUCCCAACCUCACCUUCCUCGACCAACUGAAAUCAUUGGAAACCAAUGAUGAGAAUUUACAAGUCUUGCUGUAGAAACCCUAAAUAAUGUUUCAUCUUACUGGAUCAGGAGUAACUACAUUUUUAAAUGCCAUAUGGAGUUAAUAGUUACUGCCAAAUCCUCUAGCAGGGCUUUUAGAGGAGAGGCAGUAGCACAGUAAUAAUAUCAUUGGACUAAUCAUCCAGAAUCCCAGGUGAAUUGUGUGUAGUCAUGGGCUCAUAGAAGUUGAGGAAAUUUGCACUCAAUAAAAAAAUUCUGGAAUGAAAGGCUAACCUAAUGGAAACUCUGGUAAACAAGAUGGGUUUUUUUUACAACAAAGUCAUUUAAGCAGGAAAUCUGCUAUCCUUAUCGGGUCUGGCUUACGAAUCAUUUCAGACCCACAGCAAUGUGGUUAAAUAUUAACUGCCAUUUAGAUAAUUAGAGAUGGGUAAUAAAUACUGGCCUAGCCGGUGAUGACACAUCCCAUUAAGACAUUUCAAAAAGCUACUGUUAUACUUGGGGAAAUUUCAGAGUUCUCCACAGUGACAAAAUUCCCCUGUUUAAAACAAAUUCUCAUUUCCAUUGAGUAAAGGGAAAACCACAAAAUAGUGUUCUUUGCGGGCAGUUUUCGUUGAGAUCUGUAGUAAGUACUUUGGUUCAGGUUGCGUGGACGUUGGCAAAGUCUUACAUUCAUAAGUUAUUCCUCAAGAAAGAUGCAUUUCAAAAAAAUAUAUACUUUCACUGUGGGUUCUGUGUUUUCUAAACAACAGAUUGGAAUUUAGCUUCUUUAUUUCCAAAAAAAAUUAAAACAUGUGGCUACUGAGGCAUAACGCAAUAUAGACAUAUACAAUACAAAUGUAGAAAGAUGGGGACGACAUUUGAACUUGGGUUGUUAAGGUGGUAAUAUACAAUAAGAUGGUAUGUAUACAAUAUAACUGUGUCCAACUUCCAUGAUUUUCCAAGUGACCAUGAAUUAAACUCUUUUGUGGUUUGUGCAAUUUAACCAAACAACCUUUGUUGCCUGAGAUAAUGGGAACUGCAGAUGCUGGAGAUUCCAAGAUAAUAAAAUGUGAGGCUGGAUGA
Messenger RNA from Stegostoma tigrinum, 3861 nucleotides. It is a transcript of the gene mitd1, whose product is annotated as MIT, microtubule interacting and transport, domain containing 1. The transcript has 8 exons. Gene Ontology annotation, biological process: midbody abscission. The record is from RefSeq and is a predicted model, not a curated record. Gene Ontology annotation, cellular component: midbody. Lineage: Eukaryota; Metazoa; Chordata; Chondrichthyes; Orectolobiformes; Stegostomatidae. The coding region runs from base 290 to 1033 and encodes 247 amino acids.